AUAGGUUCUAUUGCUCGUGGCCAAUCACGAUAUAUGGUGUGAGAUAGUAUUCUAUGCACACGGCGGGAGAUAAAUCUCGUAGCGGAAGGUGUGUUAUAACGGGACAACGCACUGCUCUUGCUCGCUGCCGUGUGAUACGGUGGAUCAUGUAUGCGGGUUAUCAUGUUUUGGAGUUAUUCUUGAGAUAGAACCACCAAGGAGAAACGAAUAUGGAUUUGAAUACACACCGUCGCUACACGAAACCAGAUGACUACACCAGCCUUCCCAACCCCCCGUACAACCAGCGCCCCACCCCACAGAAUGGUAGCCCCGGGGUGAGACCCUACCCCACAGAAACCAGGGAGGUGCAUCACAGAAACGGAGACACCCGUGACAUCAGUGAUUUUGAGAGACUUCGUCAACAGUGUUUGAGAAACAGGAAGUUAUACGAGGACACCAACUUUCUUGCUGCCGUCAGUUCCUUGUAUUUCAGCAGACAGCCGCCUUACCGUUUUGAAUGGAAGCGACCAGCGGACAUUGCAAGGAUCUACAAUACCAGACCUGGAUUCUUUGUCAACGACGUCAGCAGAUUUGACGUCAAACAGGGAACAUUAGGUGACUGCUGGGUGCUGGCAGCCAUUGCUUGUCUGAGUUCCCCGGAGCAUCGGGACCACUUCUUCCGGGUUGUCCCGGAAGACCAGAGCUUCCGCGACAGCUGGUAUGCUGGACUGUUCCGCUUCUGCUUCUGGCAUUUCGGGGAAUGGAAGGAGGUGGUGGUGGAUGACCAACUCCCGGUGGUUGGCCAAGAUCUUUUCUUUGUCCACUCUUCACAGCCUAAUGAGUUUUGGGCAGCUUUGCUUGAAAAGGCCUAUGCCAAACUAUACGGAUCUUACGAGGCCCUCAAGGGGGGCAAUAUGGCAGACUCGUUGACUGACUUCACUGGCGGCCUGACUGAGAGCUACGUCAUCAGGGGAAAGCAUGCCAACAUGCCUCGCAACAUCGUCAACAUCUUGUUCAAGGCGCUGGAUCGUAAUGCUCUGAUUGGCUGCGGCAUAGACUCUGUGAAGUCUGGCUCAGGAGAAGCAAUACUGGAGAAUGGCCUGGUUGCAGGACAUGCUUACAGUGUCACAGAUCUCAGGGAGAUUCAGAUGAUGACAGACAGGGGACAGAUUCCAGUCACAUUGAUCCGAGUCAGGAAUCCUUGGGGGAACAAGAUUGAGUGGAAUGGUCGAUGGAGUGAUCGUUCCCAGGAGUGGUUGAGCAUCCCCGACCAUGAGCGGGAGCAGAUUGGACUGGUACAGAGAGACAAUGGGGAAUUCUGGAUGGAUUUCCAGGAUUUUGAGAGGAACUUUGAUAACCUUGACAUCUGCAACUUGACGAUGGAUGAUGAUCUUAGCCAUGUAGUGGAGCAUCAUGGGAGAUGGAUAAAAGGCUUCAACGCUGGCGGGACACCUUCUAACAGAGAUACGUUCUGGACCAACCCCCAAUACCACGUUCGACUCCAAGACACGGACGAUGAUGAUGAUAGUCACUGCAGCUUCAUAAUGCAAGUGAUGCAGAAAGACAGGCGCAGGAUCAAACAUAAAGGACCCAGGUUUCUGUACAUUGGAUUUGUAAUAUACAGGUGUUCCAAGGAUGAUUCUGUGCCCCUCAACAAGGACUUCUUUGACUACAACAAUCCCUACGCCCGGUGCAACGCCUUCACUAACGCCAGGCAGGUGGUGAAGCGGUUCGCCUUCCCGCCCGGGAACUACGUCGUGCUGCCGUGUACAUACGAGCCCCAUCAGGAGCUGGACUACUACGUCAGAUUCUUCUUCGAGAAGGGCAACGUUGCUGAGUAUGGUGAUGAGAAGCCGGCUAAGAUCGCCAUCCCUCCUCCUGAACCAUCUCCUGACUACAAGGAGCAAGAGGAAAAGUUCAAACAGUUUUUCUACCAAGUUGCAGGAGAGGACAUGGAAGUGAAUCCCUUUGAGCUGAAGGUCGCCAUUAAUGAUGCGUUAAAAAAAGAACCCCUUCACAGAGAGAUAGGAAUCGAUGCCUGCAAGUCAUUCGUCAGUCUCAUGGAUGUAGAUAACAAUGGUCGUCUUGGCAUCAGUGAGUUCAGCUACUUGUGGAAUCAUCUUCGCAGCUGGAAGAAAGUCUUCUACCAGUACGAUGCCAACAAAUCAGGAACCAUGAACUCGUACGAGCUACGAAGGGCACUACCUGCAGCCGGGUACAAAGUGAGUAACAAAGCAAUGGCUGCCAUCAUCUUCCGCUACGGCAACGAGAACCACCGCAUCGAACUGGACAACUUCCUCAUCCUCCUGGCCAGGCUCAUGAAACUGUUCAACAUAUACAGCAAGCACGAAGCCGAUGGACAUGCCGAGUUUUCACUGCAACAGUUGCUGGAGCAGUCUUUGUAUUCAUAGCACGAGGCACAUUGACCACCUCAUAAACUCCAUAAUCUCCAUAACCUCAGGAAGCUGUGACCAUCAUCAUCAUCAUCAUCAAACAUCCCCGAUUAUCCAGGGUAUUAUAUCUAUGUUAGGUCAUAAUAAUUUCUGUGAACCCAUUCACCACGAUAGCUUUGACGUCACGAUAUAAAUAUCUCCUAUCUCCCAGUACAGAAAUCAUCUUGCUCAUGAGAGGACUUGAAUGGGUUCCAAAUGAAGCUAUGGUAGUGAAUGGGCCCAUGCUGUUUAUCAUACAUGUAUUAGAAUGUAAUAUAUUACCCUGGACAAUGGAAGAUGUCACACAGCUCCAGAUAAGCUUUUGGUGUUGUGGGUAUUUUACCCAUGCAUUUUAAAAUCAUUGGGUAUCAGUAAUUCUAUCUGGGUAUUCAAAUUUCUGUUACCCACUAGGU
Messenger RNA from Haliotis rufescens (red abalone), 2824 nucleotides. Its product is annotated as calpain-9-like. Gene Ontology annotation, biological process: proteolysis. The record is from RefSeq and is a predicted model, not a curated record. Gene Ontology annotation, cellular component: cytoplasm. Lineage: Eukaryota; Metazoa; Mollusca; Gastropoda; Lepetellida; Haliotidae. Bases 210 to 2390 code for a protein of 726 amino acids. Gene Ontology annotation, molecular function: calcium-dependent cysteine-type endopeptidase activity; calcium ion binding. The transcript has 18 exons.